Messenger RNA from Drosophila mauritiana, 456 nucleotides. RefSeq lists its product as uncharacterized. The record is from RefSeq and is a predicted model, not a curated record. The coding region runs from base 76 to 456 and encodes 126 amino acids. NCBI's taxonomy places the organism in Eukaryota, Metazoa, Arthropoda, Insecta, Diptera, Drosophilidae. The transcript has a single exon.
GCGUCCCGUUCUCGUGGCAAAGAACUGAUUUCUCCCCGCGUUCGUGCUCAAUCGUAAAUUCGAAAUAAAUUAAAAAUGUCUCGCAGUUCGUACCUGUUGUGUGUGCUGUUUUUAGGCGCCAGCUGCUUGGUUUUUAGUGCGAGUGCAGCGCGGAACAAUCCAAGGGGUUACAAGGCCACGGAGCCGCCCACCACCACCCAGUCCCCGCCGACGGCCAAGGAGUAUCUGGACAGUCAAACCGGAAUCUCCACAUUCGGCAUCAUCGCCAUCAUCUUCACCGUUAUCGUUCUCUGCCUCGUCUUCUACUACGGCAUCAUUUGCUACCCCUUACUCUGUCGCGAUGAGAAGAAAUAUCGUUUUAUGGACGUAUCCUCAGCCAUUACCGCCGCCACAUCGCGAUCCAUUCAGUCCAUAGGGAACUAUCCCGACCAGAAGCACCACCAUACGUUGGCCUGA